AUGUGGCUGCUGCUCGUCCUGCUGCUGCCGCCCGCGGUCCUGUCCGCCCAGCGCUGCGAGCCCCCCCCGGGGCCGGCGGGGGCCGUGCGGGCGCUGAGCGCGCGGCUGCUGGGGCUGGCGGGGGACCCUGCGCGGGCCCCCGACCCUGCCACGUACCUGGGGCUGCGCCUGGGCCGGGAGCACAACCUGCAGCUGGAGCAGCACUACCUGGAGAGGCUGCACCGCGCCUUCCAGCACCCCUACGGCAGGAGCGUGCAGGCCCAUGGCUACCCUGAGCAGGAUGCUGAGCUCAGCACGGGUGCAGAGCGGCCACAGACAGGGCGGCUGGCGCUGUACCUGCUGGGGCUGAGGGCCACCUGUCCCCCAACCAAACCCCACCGGGCGCUGGUGACGUGGCUCAAAUACUACCUGGAGGAGGACUGGACAGGCUCCCGGCGGCACGGCCACCCCCUCACCAAUUACUACCAGUACGGGCUGGGUGUGCUGGCGCUGUGUGCGCACCACAAGCGGGUGCGGGAGGAGGUGAUCCGCCGGCUCCUGGAGGCACAGCACCGCGGCCGGCUCGGGCACGGCGCCGUGGACACGGAGGCCGUGCUGGCACUGGCCUUCGCCUGCCUGGAGCGCAGGAGGCUGGUGGGGGCCAGGCUGGCGGCCGAGCUCCGGGACACUGUGCACAGGGUGAGCAGGAGCAUGGCCCAGGCUCAGGGACCCGAGGGCAUCAUCGGCAACAUCUACAGCACCCCCUGGGCCCUGCAGGUGUUCCUGGCCACAGGCAUGUGCCACACGGAGCCAGCUUACAGCCGGGCCAUGGCUGUGCUGCUGGAGAACCUGGAUGCCUUCGGCACGGCCACCACCAUGGCCCAGGUGCUGCCAGUGCUGCACGGCCACUCCUACGUGGACAUCGCCUCCAUGCACUGCCAGGAGGAGUUGGAUACGCUGACACCCCUCGACGUGGAGCCCCCGACUGAGGUGCCAGGGAACAAGACAGUGCGGCUGAUGGUGGAGUGUGCCCAGCCCUGGUGUUCCGAGCUCCAGCUCUACAACCGGCGGGUGUCCACGCCCGCCACCGCCUCCCUGCUGGAUGUGCUCAGGGCGGCCACUGCACAGGAACCCCACUUCACGUUUGACACCCAGGACACCCCCCAGGGCCCCUACCUGACCCAGGUGCUCGGGCUGGAGGCCCGGCAGGAGAAGCGGAACUACUGGCAGCUCCUGACAGCCCCCAGCACCCCCCUGCUGACAGGUGUCGCCGACUACAUUCCCCAUGAUGGGGAGACCCUCAUCCUGCGCCUCAGCGAGUGGUAGAGGGUGGGGGGCUGUAGGGGGUGAUGGCAAUGAAACCUCCACUGUGGGCACAGGACCUGCUUUCUGUCUCCUGCUUUCCAGGGGCCAGCACCCCAAAUCUGCCGGGGGGAGGAGGAAGAGGAGGGGGACAGAAUGUGCCUUGUCCUACGGGUGCUGUUGGAUGGGAGCACUGGGACCAGCAGCUCCUCUGGUCCUGGUCCCUCUCAGGGAUGGCGCAGGCAGGUGCUGGGAGCAGCCGGUUUUGGGGGGUCCAAAGCAUUUUUGGGAUAUGCAACGAUUUGUGGAGACCGAGUCAGCGCUGCUCAUCCACAGAAAGCCGCCAGCUGGGUUCACCCUCCUCUGUAACGCCCUGGCGGGGCCCUGGCCCUGCCCACUGAGCCCCCGGGGCCCCCAGUGCCACACCCAGCGCGAGGGGCACCCCCGGCGUUUAACCCGAGGCCC
Messenger RNA from Lepidothrix coronata (blue-crowned manakin), 1746 nucleotides. RefSeq names its product transcobalamin 2 (gene TCN2). The transcript is spliced from 10 exons. The record is from RefSeq and is a predicted model, not a curated record. Gene Ontology annotation, biological process: cobalamin transport. Bases 1 to 1305 code for a protein of 434 amino acids. NCBI's taxonomy places the organism in Eukaryota, Metazoa, Chordata, Aves, Passeriformes, Pipridae. Gene Ontology annotation, molecular function: cobalamin binding.